This is a messenger RNA of Linum tenue, 2872 nucleotides long. The record is from the annotation of a GenBank genome assembly. NCBI's taxonomy places the organism in Eukaryota, Viridiplantae, Streptophyta, Magnoliopsida, Malpighiales, Linaceae.
GUGCUGUGUGUUUGCUGCUCCGCAAUUUAUAAUUUUCUUGCUGGAAUUUUCGUUUUGCGAUUACCAUUUCAUUGUUUAAUCGUAUUAUCUUCUUCUUUCUCGUUCUUCGGCCUCGCCUCUGGCGUUACGGCGUGGAAACAAAUCCAGAGAUGGCAGGGGCAAAUCUCUGGCUGGCCGGCGGCCAAGCGGUAGCGACGGCGCCCCAAUUGAAGCCCUUCUAUUGCCUUGACUCCUCGCCCAAAAAACCCAUCAGCAACAGUUUCGGCUUCGUGGGUUGGAGUAGUUUUCUUCAUCACAGUAGCUCCAAGUCCAGAAUCCCAAAGAACUUCACGAAUUUACGGAGUUGCCGCUGUGGUAAUGGCGAUAUUAUUAGUAGCAGUUCCGCUGAUUUGUGUUCAUCUUCUUACUCAUCUCUGGACUGGGAUUGGAAUAGAUGGGGCCGUCACUUCGCUGAGAUCGAGCAAGCUGAGAGCUUUGCCUCUGUUCUCAAGUUUCAACUGGAAGAAGCAAUUGAAAAGGAAGAGUUCCAGGAAGCUUCAAAGUUGAAGAAGGCCAUAGCUGAAGCUACUUCAAUGGAUAGUGUUGCUGAAAUCAUGUUUGAACUCAAGAAUGCUAUUGACGAAGAGCGAUACCAUGAUGCUUCAAAAUUAUGUAAACACACUGGAAGUGGAUUGGUAGGUUGGUGGGUAGGUUAUUCAACAGAUUCCUCUGACCCCUUUGGAAGACUUGUUCGUAUAACACCUGGCAUGGGAAGAUUCAUCGCCAAGAGUUACACCCCAAGGCAGUUGGUCAAUGCAUCUUCUGGUACUCCAUUGUUCGAGAUAUUUGUUGUCAAAGAUCCAGAUGAAAAAUAUGUGAUGCAAGUAGUUUGUUUGCGAGCCAAAGCAAGUUCGAAGAAUUCCACAACUUCCCCACCUAAAUCUGUAAAACCCUCUACGGCUGAGGUGGAAAGUGUAUCUGAUGGAGAUGUUGAGCAAAAUGAGGUUAAAGAAGAGGCAACUGAUGAAAAGGGUGUAAAUAUCGAGGGAGCUACUGAGGAAGGAAUUAAAAGUGUGAUAAAUUUUCUUAAAGAUAAAAUUCCAGGGUUGAAAGUGAAAGUCAUGAACGUUAAUGUUACUGGAGAAGUGGCGGCGGAAGAUGAUGAUGCUUUGAAGCAGUUGAUUCAAGAUGAGGAUGAAAAGGCAGUGUCUAAUGAAGAUUCUGAAGACGAAUCUGAGAAGUUAGAAGAGAUUCAGUCGGAUGGAGUUUCCUUAGUGAGUAGUAGUGAGUCCUCAGAGGAUGUAAAAGAUCUCGAUAUGAAACUUUUUAUUGGUGGAGUGGUACAUAACAAUGAGGAUACCCCUACCAAGGAUGAUUAUUCCCGCGUGCCGGCUGAGAUCAAAGAUGUCGAGAAAGAUUCUUUCGUUCUACACAUCCCUGAGAGAAUCUUGGACUAUGACAAGGCAGACAGUAAGCCUUCCAAGUUGAAAGUGGCAGCAAUUGCAGCUAAAGGUGUUUCUGAACUUAUGCCUUCAGAUAUAGCGAAGGCAUUUUGGGGUGCCGACAAAGUUUCUUCAAAGGUUUCCAGGAAUGUGCGUGAAAUAUUCAAACUUGCUGUUAGUCAGGCUCAAAAGCAGAGUAGAUUGUCAGAAUUCACAAACUUCUCCAGAAUUACAAAUACAAACGAUCUAGAUCCAUUUGACGGCCUAUAUGUUGGUGCAUUCGGUCCUUAUGGAACAGAGGUAGUUCAGUUGAGGCGUAAAUAUGGUCGCUGGAAUGAUGAGAAAGGCUCCUCUGAAUUAGAGUUCUUUGAGUAUGUUGAGGCCGUGAAGCUGACUGGGGAUCUUAAUGUUCCUGCCGGCCAGGUUACAUUUCGCGCCAAAAUUGGGAAAGGGAGUCGCAAUUCCAAUCGUGGGAUGUAUCCUGACGAACUAGGAGUGGUUGCGAGUUAUAAAGGUGAAGGAAGAAUAGCAGAGUUCGGUUUCAAGAACCCGAGAUGGGUUGAAGGGGAACUUCUCCAACUGAAUGGCAAGGGAAUCGGUCCAUAUGUGAAAGGUGCAGAUCUCGGAUUCCUGUAUGUAGUCCCAGAGCAGAGCUUCUUGGUGCUGUUCAACCGGUUGCGAUUACCAGAAUAAGCUCAAGAAAAUGGAUCAUUUAUCAUCCCAUCAGAGAGUUUUUAUUUUUUUUGCAAGAAUGAAUGUAUACCACACCCCUCACUCUUCUACUAAUAAUGUGUAUGUACCUAUGCGAUCCUUGGACGAGAGGAGGGCGGUUUUCCUUCCUUGCCCCACACACUUCUCCCAACUGCUGCAUCCCUGAUAUUACUUACUCUCCACGUCUUCACUUGUCCAUUGAUUCUGGUAGCAAUCCGCGUCGAAACGCGAAAUGCUGAGAAAGGAGUGAGUUUAGAAUGGCUACUUCUUGCUUCUUUUUGCAGGUUUUUGCUGUCCAGGAAAAAUGCAAAGUGAUGUGGAAGUUUGGAACUGGUGAAGGGGGAAAGCUUAAAGGGAAGUAUUUGGUGCCUUUCUUCUUCUUGCUCCCUUUACGAGUAUAUUCUUUCUGAUCUCCAUGAUCAUGGCAGCUUACGCGUCGGAUUGGAGAUGGAUUUCCAUAUCCAAUUCUUUUCUUGGUUCAGAUUUCCUUACACGUUAAGCACCUUAGUUGAAUGCCAAAACGAGUGCUGUCCACAGCAAGUAAAAAAGUGCAGAGAAAAAAAAGGGGAGUCGGGGGGAAAGUAGGGGAUAGAAUUUGUGCCUUUAGAGAAAACAAAGCAAUCCCAUUAUACCAAGCUUACGCUAAAGCGAAGAACUUUUGCUUUUUAUAUCACCACCACCAUCGCACCUUCGUAUUUUAUCUUUGCUUGUUUGCUUCUUUUUGUGUUUUUUUUCCUUUU